Messenger RNA from Momordica charantia (bitter melon), 706 nucleotides. The record is from RefSeq and is a predicted model, not a curated record. NCBI's taxonomy places the organism in Eukaryota, Viridiplantae, Streptophyta, Magnoliopsida, Cucurbitales, Cucurbitaceae.
GGAGGCCCCUGGGAGCCGCAUAAUGGGUUACAUCAUGGGAAAAGUCGAGGGGCAAGGCGAGUCAUGGCAUGGUCAUGUAACUGCCGUAACUGUUGCUCCGGAAUAUCGCAGACAACAAUUAGCUAAAAAGCUUAUGAAUCUGCUUGAGGAUAUUAGUGACAAGAUCGAUAAAGCUUAUUUUGUUGAUCUUUUUGUGAGGGCAUCGAACACCCCUGCAAUCAAGAUGUAUGAAAAGCUUGACUAUGUUAUCUAUCGGCGCGUUCUACGUUAUUAUUCAGGGGAAGAAGAUGGAUUAGAUAUGAGGAAAGCAUUAUCCCGGGACGUUGAGAAGAAGUCGAUCAUCCCGCUUAAAAGGCCAGUGACUCCAGACGAACUAGAGUAUGAUUAGCUCAAGAGAAAUGGAGGUUGAUGAAGAGGAAUUAUCAAGUGCUAAAACUUGGGGAUAGAGAGGUUAUCGUCAUCUGAUUCUCAACUUAUAUAUAUCUGAUAAAAUGAAUCUUUGUCACCUAUUGUAAUGUAAAAACUAGAAAAUGUUGUUGGAAACACCUUUUUUUUUAUCCUUCUCUGGACAUUUGUUUUUACGGUGUAGAAUUCUUCACAAGACACAAGAAUUUCAGCAUCCCCACAAUUUACAGCUCUUGUUAUGUACAUAACGGAAUUGUAGUAAACGUUGAAAGUUGAUUUGACUGUCAACAUUUAUAACUUA